This is a messenger RNA of Phyllostomus hastatus (greater spear-nosed bat), 1718 nucleotides long. It is a transcript of the gene NEURL3, whose product is annotated as neuralized E3 ubiquitin protein ligase 3. Gene Ontology annotation, molecular function: ubiquitin protein ligase activity. The record is from RefSeq and is a predicted model, not a curated record. The coding region runs from base 144 to 911 and encodes 255 amino acids. The transcript is spliced from 4 exons. Gene Ontology annotation, cellular component: early endosome. NCBI's taxonomy places the organism in Eukaryota, Metazoa, Chordata, Mammalia, Chiroptera, Phyllostomidae. Gene Ontology annotation, biological process: ubiquitin-dependent endocytosis.
AUGUCCAAUUAAUCAUCAACCCUGUAACGUGAUCCCAGACUAUAACAAGGGGACCAGGGGAGCUCACUCAGGAAACCUGUCUACUGGCCUCUUCAGACAACCCCUUCCAGACCAGGGACCCCAAGCCUGAGAAGCCCAGGCCCAUGGGCGCCCAGCUCUGCUCCCAGGCUGACACAGAGGAACCCCUGGAGACCCUUCGCUUCCACCCUGAGGCCAAAGGCGCCCAUGUGAUCCUGGACGCAAAGAGGAUCACUGCAUACCGACUUGCCACUUUUCACGACGGCAUCGUGUUCAGCCAGAGGCCGGUGCGGCCGGGGGAGCGCGUGGCACUGCGUGUGCUGGGGCAUGAGGGCGGCUGGCACGGUGGCCUUCGCGUGGGCUUCACGCGCCUGAACCCUGCGUGCGUGGAGGCGCCCAGCCUGCCUCCCUUCGUGUGCCCGGACCUGGAGCAGCAGAGCCCGACAUGGGCAGCGUUGCUGCCGGAUGACUGCGCGCUGGCGGGGGACAUUGUUAGCUUCUGGGUGAACCGCCACGGACGACUCUGUGCCCAGGUCAACAGGGGCCCGAGGCUCCUGCUGCGCAAGGGCGUGCCCAUGGGCGCCCCGCUCUGGGCCGUGAUGGACGUGUACGGGACCACCAAGGCCAUCGAGCUGUUGGGCCUGAGUCCCCCAUCUCUGUCCCAGAUCCCACAGCCAGUGCCUUCCCCAGAGCCUCGCCCUGGGCCCUCCCUGAGGAGACGCCCUCUGACCCUGAAGCCACAGCAGGAGAGGAGUGUGCCGUCUGUCUCCACUGUACUGCCAACACCUGCCUUGUCCCCUGUGGCCACACACACUUCUGCAGCUGCUGCGCCUGGAGGGUCUUCAGGGACACAGCCAAGUGCCCUGUGUGUCGCUGUGAGAUUGAGGGGGUAGUCUCAGCAUGGGGCUCUUCUGCUCUGAGGACUGGGGAAGGACUUCCUGUAUGAAUGGCAAAGUGGGCCUAGCUCUGAGCUGGUCCCUGCAGGGGAAGAAGGGGCAGCCCACCCAAUUUCUGCAGAAAAGUCAGAAAGCCUAGUUGGUAAUGAGCAGAGCAUAGAGAAGGAGUAGGGGAUGAUGGCUCUUCCCCUUACCCAACGGGUUGGGGCCAGUGGUACAGGGGGGAGCCCCUCUCCCUACCCACACCAGAAUUAUCUAUCUGAUGGUGGCCUGAUUGUAGACAGUGGCUCAGCAAUGGCCAGCAGGCUUGAGUUUCCUCUGCUUAGCUACAGGUUUCUCAUGCCCAAGGCUUGUCAAGGCUUUUGCUGGCCACUUGGUAUAGUCACCAUUGACCUAGCAAUCUAGGCACUUAUGGGUGCCAAGGUUCAUGGGACACCAAGAACCCACAUGUGUCAAAUGAGGAGGAUCUGAGAUGGGUGGCUUGACCCUUGGUUUUAUAGCUGAGGAAGUUAAGGUACCUGCAUUUUCCUGUGGCAGCCCUCCCCUUUGGGGAUUAAGGAGCUGCACCAGAUGCAGGGAGGCAUCUGUGUGGAGUGUUUACAGUCCCAUGUGAGAGCUGGCACACUGCCAUCAAGUCCUCAGUAAAGUGAGUCAGGAGUCACUUACCUUGCAGUGUGGUUGUGAGGAUCCAGUGAAAUCAUGUAUCUGAAGAUGAUUUAGCACGCGAGAGGGCACUGUUGUCAUUGUGCUUAUUCCCUUACCAAUUUCUGAUCUAUCAAAAUAAAGCUUCUCUUUUUUUAUGAA